AUGUGGCGGCUUGCAGAUACCCAGCGUGCCUUGCAGGCGGUGGAGCGUCUACAGGCCAAACUCAAAGAGCGGGGGGAGGUGCCCACCGAGGAGAAGCUCAGCCUACUCAAGUCCGUGCUCCAGAGCCCCCUCUUCCACCAGAUCCUGGCCCUGCAGAAGACCGUGCACCACCUCAAAGAACAGGAAAAUGCCACUUCGACGCGAGCGGAGGAUUUUGUGGCUGCCGUCAAACCCAACGGAGGACACUUUUCUGUCCCAGAUCUCUCCUCUAACAUCAAUGGCAGAGCUUCAGAAGAAUUUGAACACAUCAUGCACGCCAUGGCACAGGGUCGCUACAUCGUGCAUGCAGAGCUGCAGAAGCCUGUGUCGGGAGGCCUCGGCUUCAGCGUGGUCGGCCUGAAGAGCGAGAACAGAGGCGAGCUGGGCAUCUUCAUCCAGGAGAUUCAGUCAGGAAGCGUGGCCCACUGUGAUGGAAAGCUGAGAGAAGCAGACCAGAUUUUAGCCAUCAACGGUCAGCCUCUGGACCAGUCCGUGACGCACCAGCAGGCCAUCGGGAUCCUGCAGAGUGCAUCAGAGCAGGUGCAUCUCAUUGUGGCCAGAGGUCCCAUCCCCAGACUGACCAGUCCUGGGGUGUCCCGCACACCCUCCACCGCCAGCACACUGUCCGUCAAGUCAAGCGCGCUGCAGCAUGUCGAGACCAUUGAGCUGGUCAAUGAUGGGACCGGUCUGGGCUUCGGCAUAGUGGGAGGAAAGACCAGCGGUGUUAUUGUUAAAACCAUUCUUCCUGGAGGCAUCGCUGAUCAGGAUGGGCGUCUGCGCAGCGGGGAUCACAUUCUGCGGAUUGGAGACACAGACUUGUUUGGCAUGGGCAGUGAGCAGGUGGCCCAGGUCCUCAGGCAGUGUGGGAACAGGGUGAAGCUGGUGGUAACCAGGGGCCCGGUGGAGGAGAGCCCUUCAGCGGUCAUGCCCGUAGUGCUACCCACUGUCAACGAGCAACAGGGGUAUGAGGAAGACGAGACAGAUGCGUUUGAUGUGAGCCUUACAAAAAACGCCCAAGGACUUGGCAUAACUAUCGCCGGCUAUGUUGGUGAUAAAAAUGCAGAGCCAUCUGGUAUUUUCGUCAAGAGCAUAACCAAAGACAGCGCGGUAGAACAAGAUGGACAAAUUCACGUGGGAGACCAGAUUAUAGCCGUGGACGGUGUAAACAUCCAGGGGUACACCAAUCAGCAGGCAGUGGAAGUGCUCCGGCACACAGGGCAGACAGUGCACCUUCAGCUGGUCCGCCGCGGCUUCAGACCCGAGGAGAUUCCCCCCACCCUCACCCCCAUUGUGUCCAUCCUGCCCACCAUCACUCCUCCUCCACCCACGGCCUCCACCGCUGUGAGAGAGCUGGAGCUGGAGCCGGAGCCGGAGCCAGACACUGAACAAGACCACGUUCAAGUGGCCUCAGAUGAAAGGCAGCCCCACACAAAGACCGAAGGAUCUGAUGUCAGCAGACAGCCGGAUCACCUAACACAAGACAAUCGUGUAAUGAAACUUGCACCGUUUGAAGAGGAAGAACUAGUGGCGAAGUGGCUGGAGAUUCUGGGACCAAAUAAUGAAGUUGUUGUGGCACAGGUGGAGAAGUUCAGUGAGAGGAGUGGGCUGGGCAUCAGUCUGGAGGUGAACAGCGGACACCACUACAUCCGCUCCGUGCUGCCCGAGGGGCCGGUGGGCCGCUGUGGCAUGCUGUUCAGUGGAGAUGAGCUGCUCGAGGUCAAUGGGAUUUCUCUAAUUGGAGAGUCCCACAAAGAAGUGGUGAGGAUCCUGAAGGAGCUGCCUCUGUGUGUGUUCAUGACAUGCUGUAGACCUGCUCCAUACGUGCAGACCGACACGGACUCCAUUGGACCGGAGCCCGAGGACUUGAUCACUCAGUUUCAGAAACAAAUCGACCUGAAUAAUGUAUUGGGGGCCGAGAACGCGGAAGAGAAUGCCAUGGAAGUGACACCAGAUAAUGUGGCUGUGGAAGCGAUUGCAUCUGCUGUGGCCAUGUGGGAACUGGAGGUGCAGAAUAUUGAGUUGGAGAAAGGAGAGGGCGGACUGGGCUUCAGCAUUUUGGACUAUCAGGACCCCAUGGAUCCCACCAAGACUGUGAUUGUAAUCCGCUCCCUGGUCCCCGAUGGCGUGGCGGAGCAGGAUGGCAGGCUGUUGCCAGGAGACCGCCUCAUGUAUGUGAAUGCCACUAAUCUGGAAAAUGCCAGUUUAGAGGACGCUGUGCAGGCCCUGAAGGGAGCCACUCUCGGCAAAGUCCAAAUAGGUGUCUCCAAGCCUCUACCUGGAAUAUGUGGGUAUUCCCAAUCAUCAAGCGCCAUCCAUUCAUUUGAUUUCAACACUAUUUUGGUUGAAGAAGGAGAGGAAGAAGAACUGGCUCCUGAGGGCAUCCUCUACCGAGCAGAGCCGGCAUUGAUUGAUGCCGGCGAAGCAGAUCUGCCUGAUGAGAAAGCACUGGAGCAUACUUACGCCGCUAUUGACGACGACACUUUCCACGCUUCUAUGAUGGCCCUUCACGGCAGCAGCUGCAGCACCGACCAGGACUUCUUACACACAUCCACACCGACGCUUGCAGCUCACCUCGACCUGCUGGAUCCACACUUUGUUACGAGCGGCCUGGAAGAAGACAUCGCACCUCCGCCUUUCUCCAUGGAAACGGCCUCCACGUACAGCCCUGCGAGUUUAAGGCAUAACAUUCUGGAUUUCAACUCCAGCGUGGCCAGUUCAGACCAGUUCAUGGCGACACACACAGAAGAACCGGUGGACGGCUUGCACUCCUACAGUCCGUUUGCCGAAACGAUCCAAAACAAGGACAGCGUCGUCGAGGGGAAGACGAUUCACUUCACCCAGCCUCCCAUGGCCUUUGCAGACAUGGAGGAGAUGAAGAUGUUGUUGAAAGACGAGGAGAGCGCCGAGCAAGAAACCGCUGAAGAUGAAGACAAGGAAGCACUGACCUCCGGAAGCAGUUUUGAAAGGACCAUCACGGUCGUCAAGGGCAAUUCUAGCCUAGGGAUGACAGUGAGCGCGAUGAAGGACGGCUUGGGAAUGCUGGUGCGCAGUAUCAUUCACGGGGGUUCCAUUAGCCGCGACGGGCGCCUGGGUGUGGGCGACCUCAUCCUCGCCAUCAACGGGGAGCCCACAGCCCACAUGAGCAACUCCCAGGCCCGGGCCAUGCUCCGCAGACACUCUCUGAUAGGUCCCGAUAUGGGAUCUGCUUGUGCACCCGAGGACGAUCUGUGCCCGUUUUAUGUCAUCACAUAUGUCCCAGCUGAAUAUUUAGAAGAAUACAAGGCCAGUCUAUCCCAGGUGAAAGAUGAUUACGUCUCGGAGGACAUCCCACCACCUCCUUCAAGAAGUGUUCCUAAUCUUCCUGAGCGCGAGGAUGGAGAGGGAGAAGAGAGCGCGUACAGCAACUGGAACCAGCCGAGAAAAGUGGAGCUGUACCGGGCGGCGGGAAAGUCUCUGGGGAUCAGUAUUGUCGGGGGCCGUGGCAUGGGCAGUCGUCUGAGCAACGGAGAAGUGAUGAGGGGCAUCUUCAUCAAACACAUCCUGGAGGACAGCCCCGCGGGACAGAACAGGACCCUGAAGACCGGGGACCGCAUUGUCGAGGUGGAUGGAGUGGACUUGAGAGACGCGAGUCAUGAAGAAGCAGUCGAGGCCAUUCGCAGGGGAGGAAACCCUGUUUGUUUUGUGGUCCAAAGCUUCAUCAAUAGACCAAGGAAGCCGGCUCUGCCCUUUCCCCUGCCACGUAGCCAGCAUGGGUCAACUCUAUGUUCCACUAAUCAAAGCACCUUAGCACCUGCCCCCUCCCAGUCGUCGGUAACAGAUCCGGGCGAGGACAGAGCCGCAGCUGUAACAAGGGACGCCAAGAACAAGGCAGCGAAGCGUGAGAAAGUGAAGACGUCCCCCAGCAGCCCGGCGCUGCUCCUGCCAGUGGUGCCUCAUGUGGGAGAGACAGAUACAGAUACCCUGAGAGAGGCCUCCCCCCGAGCGGAGGAGGAGGAGGAGGUGGAGGGGAGGAAGGAUGGGCCGGAAGAGCCAGAGGAUGAGUUUGGAUACAGCUGGAAGAACGUAAUCCAGCGCUACGGCAGCCUCCCCGGGGUCCUCCACAUGAUUGAGCUGGAGAAAGGCAGGACUGGGCUGGGCCUAAGCCUGGCGGGCAACAGGGACCGCGCCCGCAUGAGUGUGUUCGUGGUGGGGAUAGAGGCCAGCAGCGCAGCGGGCCGAGAUGGGAGACUGAUGGUGGGGGAUGAGCUGUUAGAGAUAAAUGGUCAAGUCCUGUAUGGCCACAGUCACCAGAAUGCUUCAUCCAUUAUCAAAAGCUCUCCUUCAAAAGUCAAGAUAAUUUUUAUCAGAAACACAGAGGCGCUCGACCAGAUGGCUGUGGGGCCGAUGAGAGAGGGUGAAGAAGACUCCGUGGAGCCCCAGGAUGAGGUGGAAAUGACAGCCUCAAACGGUGACAUCACCAGCUUAAAGGAGGACAGUGAACCUGCCUGUGUGUUUGAAGAGCCCAGCUGUGAAAGUGAAGACGAGGUGAAGCGGCACAGCGAGGAGAAAAUCAGCCUGGAGAUCAAUGACUCAGAAGGCCUUCCCAGUUUCCCCAGUAUCACCUGCUCCUACAGCCAACAGGAAGCGGAAACUUUAACUAUGAGCCGUUCGUCCACACCUUCCACGUUGGCCUGUGAUCCCACGACUUGUCCCAUCAUCCCGGGCUGUGAGACCACCAUCGACAUCUCCAAAGGGCGCACUGGGCUGGGCCUGAGCAUCGUGGGCGGCUGUGACACGUUGCUGGGGGCCAUCAUUAUCCACGAGGUUUAUGAAGAAGGGGCUGCAUCCAAGGACGGUCGGCUGUGGGCAGGAGACCAGAUUCUGGAGGUGAACGGAAUAGACUUGCGUGCCGCCACACACGACGAAGCCAUAAACGUCCUGCGGCAGACUCCACAGAAAGUCCGGCUCUCGGUCUACAGAGAUGAAGCCCAGUUCAAAGAGGAGGAUCUGUGGGACUCCUUCCCUGUGGAGCUGCAGAAGAAAUCGGGCCAAGGCCUGGGUCUGAGCAUCGUGGGCAGAAGGAACGACACAGGAGUUUUUGUGUCGGACAUUGUGAAAGGAGGUUUGGUGGACGCUGAUGGCCGCCUGACGCAGGGAGAUCAAAUUCUGUCCGUGAACGGAGAAGACGUGCGCUGUGCCACCCAGGAAGCGGUGGCUGCUCUGCUCAAAUGCUGCGUUGGGACGUUGAACAUGGAAGUGGGAAGGUUUAAAGCUGGGCCUUUCCACUCUGAAAGAAGGCUCUCUCAGACCAGUCAGAAUGAAGCGGGCGCCAGAGCGGGCCCACAGUCCUCUUUAGAGCCAGGCAUUUUCCCCAGUGACACUGACAAGCCCAGUAGGAGCCUGGAAUCCUUGGAGCAGCCGGACACCAGGACUGUGGAGUUCACCAAGGGCCCCUCGGACACCCUGGGCAUCAGUAUCGCUGGAGGAGUGGGCAGCCCUCUUGGAGACAUUCCUAUAUUUAUCGCAAUGAUGAACCCGGUUGGCCUCGCUGCCCAAACACAAAAUCUUAAGAUCGGAGACCGGAUCCUGGGUAUCUGUGGGACGUCGACUGAAGGAAUGACCCACGCUCAGGCGGUGUCUCUGCUGAAGAACGCCACGGGCUCGAUACAGCUGGAGGUGGUAGCUGGAGGAGACCACACUGUGACCGGACCUUCUUCACAAGAGCAGGCCACUGGAGCCAUAUCAGCCAGCUCCAUAUUCCAAGACGACACCGGGCCACCUCAAUACAAAUCCAUCAACUUGGAGAGGGGCCCCGAUGGACUUGGGUUCAGUAUAGUGGGAGGUUACGGGAGCCCACACGGAGAUCUGCCUAUCUACGUGAAGACCGUGUUCGGAAAGGGCGCAGCGGCGGAGGACGGGCGUCUGAAGAGAGGAGACCAGAUUAUCGCAGUGAACGGACAAAGUUUAGACGGAGUCACGCACGAGGAGGCGGUGGGGAUUCUGAAGAGGACCAAAGGGGCUGUCACGCUCACUGUGCUAUCGUGA
Messenger RNA from Knipowitschia caucasica, 6063 nucleotides. Lineage: Eukaryota; Metazoa; Chordata; Actinopteri; Gobiiformes; Gobiidae. The record is from the annotation of a GenBank genome assembly.